Messenger RNA from Nestor notabilis (Kea), 218 nucleotides. Its product is annotated as lipoma HMGIC fusion partner-like. NCBI's taxonomy places the organism in Eukaryota, Metazoa, Chordata, Aves, Psittaciformes, Psittacidae. The annotation marks the transcript as partial. Gene Ontology annotation, cellular component: membrane. The record is from RefSeq and is a predicted model, not a curated record. The transcript has 2 exons.
GUUUGUUGAUCGGCUCUGGUUGUGCCCUCUAUCCUCUUGGCUGGGACAGUGAAGAAGUCAGACAAACCUGUGGUAACCUUUCCAACCAGUUUGAAUUGGGGACCUGCCACAUCGGCUGGGCCUACUACUGCACGGGCGGUGGCGCGGCGGCGGCCAUGCUGGUGUGCACCUGGCUGGCCUGCUUCUCGGGCAAGAAGCAGAAGCAGUACCCGUACUGA